Miscanthus lutarioriparius is the source of this 1389-nucleotide messenger RNA. Lineage: Eukaryota; Viridiplantae; Streptophyta; Magnoliopsida; Poales; Poaceae. The record is from the annotation of a GenBank genome assembly.
AUGGCGGGCGAGCUCGGAGCCCGGGGAGGUGGUGACCAUGGCGGGCGAGCUCGGAGCUCGGGAUGGCGGCAGCCACGGCGGGCGCGGGGAUGUGGCGACCAUGGUGGGCGAGCUCGGUGGGGGAGCUCGGAGCUCGAGGAGGUGGCAGCCAUGGCGGGCGAGCUCGGAGCUCGGGAUGGCGGCAGCUACGGCGGGCGCGGGGAUGUGGCGACCAUGGUGGGAGAGCUCUCGGGGAUCGGUGGGCUCGGAGCAGCCAUGGCGACCAUGGUGGGCGAGCUCUCGGCGGGGCAGCUACGGCGGGCGUGGAUGUGGCGACCAUGGUGGGCGAGCUCUCGGGGAUGUGGCGACCUCGGUGGGGAGCUCGGAGCUCGGAGGUGGCAGCCAUGGUGGGCGAGCUCGGAGCUCUGGCAGCCAUGGCGGGGGAUGCGACCAUGGUGGGCGAGCUCUCGGGGAUGUGCGACCAUGGUGGGUGAGCUCGGAGCUCGGGCCAUGUCGGGCGAGCUCGGAGCUCAGGAUGGCGGCAGCUACGGGGGCGCGGGGAUGUGGCGACCAUGGUGGGCGAGCUCUCGGGGAUGUGGCGACCAUGGUGGGCGAGCUCGGUGGGGGAGCUCGGAGCUCGAGGAGGUGGCAGCCAUGGCGGGCGAGCUCGGAGCUCGGGAUGGCGGCAGCUACGGCGCGGGAUGUGGCGACCAUGGUGGGAUGUGUGGCGACCAUGGUGGGCGAGCUCUCGGGGAUGUGGCGACCUCGGUGGGGGAGCUCGGAGCUCGAGGAGGUGGCAGCCAUGGCGGGCGAGCUCGGAGCUCGGGAUGGCGGCAGCUACGGCGGGCGCGGGGAUGUGGCGACCAUGGUGGGAGAGCUCUCGGGGAUGUGGCGACCUCGGUGGGGGAGCUCGGAGCUCGAGGAGGUGGCAGCCAUGGUGGGCGAGCUCGGAGCUCGGAGGCUCAGCUAUGGCGGGCGCGGGGAUGGCAGCCAUGGUGGGCGAGCUCUCGGGGAUGUGGCGACCUCGGUGGGGAGCUCGGAGCUCGAGGAGGUGGCAGCCAUGGUGGGCGGCUCGGAGCGGGAUGGCGGCGCUACCGGGGCGGGGAUGUGGCGACCAUGGUGGGCGAGCUCUCGGGGAUGUGGCGACCAUGGUGGGUGAGCUCGGAGCUCGAGGAGGUGGCAGCCAUGUCGGGCGAGCUCGGAGCUCGGGAUGGCGGCAGCCACGGCGGGCGACCUAGGAGCUCGGGGAGGUGGCGGCCAUGGCGCGCGAGCUCGGAGCUCGAGGAGGUGGUGGCGGUCGGCGAUGUGCUCAAGGAUGGCUCUAGGGCGAGCGCGGGGCUGGCUCAGGGAGGUGGCGGCCAUAGCAGGCUCGGCGAUGUGCUCCGGGACGGCUCCGGGAAGAUAACGUAA